AUGUUUUUCCUCGAGAUAUUGAACUCCGCCGCUGAAUAUGUGGCGUACGCUUUUGUUUUAACUCUUCUGUUAAUCGUCUCAUAUCGCCUGUUGCUGCAUCCUUUGAGCAGCUAUCCGGGGCCUUUCCUUGCCAAGAUAACGGAUGGCUACGCUGGGGUACUUUCUGCGCAGAAGCGUCUGCCCUUGGUUACCUGGCAGCUACAUGAGAGAUACGGAUCUGUCAUAAGGCUAGCACCGAAUAGAUUACUUUUCAAUUCCGUUACAGCUUUUAGGAGCAUCUACCAGAACGAUGAUCGCAUCACCAAGUCGUUCACAUACGAACUCCUGACCAGGAAUAAAGUCUACAGUGUCUUCAACACUCUCGAUAGAGAUCUGCAUCGCGCCAAACGGAAGCUGGUCGGCCAUGCCUUUUCCGAGCGGUCGAUACGGUCUUUCGAGCCCGCCCUCAUACCGCAAGUUGAUAUUUAUCUCAAGCAGCUCCUCCAGUCAUCACGUCAGCCCGUCAACAUGACACAAAAACUAGGCCAUCUCGCCAUCGAUAUCGUCGCGCAGCUUGCACUAGGCUACGACCUGGAAACGCAAACGAGCGAGGGACAUCGCUUCUUCCCAAAAGCGAUGACGCUCAGCUUCUUCGUAAGCAACAUCUCGCACCAUUUCCCCAUCUUUCAUAAGGUCCAUACCAACAUGGUAUUCGACUACAUCUUCUACGCGACACGGGAACGGUUCAUCCGUGUAAUAGAGAAGAUGGUGCGCUCCCGCCUUGCUCUGGAUACGCAUGCGAAACCCGACUUCUUCUCUUCUGUCGCCCACGCGCUUCCCAACGAAGCCGUCAAGACGCGCGAUAGCGUCAUCUGGAAGGAGGCUAUGGUUUUCCUAGUGGCCGGCGGAGACACGGUGGCGACGGCCAUGACAGCCGCUUUCUUCUACCUGUCACGCAACCCGGCCUGUUACGCGCGUCUGGCCGAAGAGAUCCGAACUACGUUCUCCAGUGGUAGCGAUAUCAAGAGCGGACUGCAGCUGGGGGGUUGUCAUUAUCUCCGCGCCUGCAUCGAUGAAGCUCUCCGUAUGUCACCUCCAAUCUCGGCGAACUUAUGGCGACAACAAGUCGCCACAGACGAGCAACCACUAGUAAUAGACGGCCAUUACAUCCCCAGGGGUACGCUAUUCGGCGUGAACAUUUACGCCUUAAGCCACAACGCCGCCAUUUUCCCCGAGCCAUUUACGUUCAAGCCUGAGCGCUGGCUCCCGUCUAGUAGCACCGAUCCAGAGAUAGCAGGUACCGACGAGGCUGCCAGGAAGUUGAUGCUUGAGGCUUUUGCUAGCUUCUCCAUAGGACCGCGAAAUUGCGUAGGUAAGCCGUUAGCAUAUCUGGAAACUUCCCUCGUCCUUGCAAAGACGCUUUGGUAUUUCGACUUUGAAGCCGCUUCUGGUCCGCUUGGCUCCGUCGGAGAGGGCAAGGAUAGGGGAAGACUAGGCGAGUUUUAUACGGAGGAUGUUUUCAGCUCGACCCAUGAUGGCCCCUUUCUAGUAUUCCAUCCGCGGCAGUCGGUUUCCUUGGAAGAAGACCUUAAAAUACAUGCUUAA
Molecule: messenger RNA, 1584 nt
Organism: Daldinia vernicosa
Lineage: Eukaryota; Fungi; Ascomycota; Sordariomycetes; Xylariales; Hypoxylaceae
Product: cytochrome P450
Exons: 4
Coding region: 1-1584 (527 amino acids)
Molecular function (GO): monooxygenase activity; iron ion binding; heme binding
Source: RefSeq, a predicted model, not a curated record